Verticillium alfalfae VaMs.102 is the source of this 882-nucleotide messenger RNA. RefSeq lists its product as hypothetical. Gene Ontology annotation, biological process: mitochondrial fission. Gene Ontology annotation, cellular component: mitochondrion. NCBI's taxonomy places the organism in Eukaryota, Fungi, Ascomycota, Sordariomycetes, Glomerellales, Plectosphaerellaceae. The transcript has 2 exons. Bases 1 to 882 code for a protein of 293 amino acids. The record is from RefSeq and is a predicted model, not a curated record.
AUGUGGUGGGGAAAGCCUCAAGACAAGCCCGCAGCGUCUGCGGACAAAGCCGCAGACAGCCCUCCACCUACAACUGCGAAAGCCACGGGAGCAUUCGAUCCCGACAAGCUCCCCGAGCACAGGAAGCUGCCGGCCUCACUGCAAAAAAUCGCAAAUGAUUCAGACAAAGACGAGAACUUCUUUGACGAGCUCGUCGACGGCUACGCUCCCGAAUCGACCGAGUCCAACGUUCGUUACGCAGCCUACGCCACCCGAGUGCGCACGAUCCUGAGCUCCGCGCACCGCUAUGUAGCCUACACAUCCGAUAUUGGCGAGUCAUUCCGGCCCGUGGCGCAUCCCAAUUUUGUGCGCGCUGCCUACGGUAUCUCGUGGCUCUACAUUUUGGGUGAUGUGAGCUACGAGGGCUACAAAUCAUAUUUGCACAACCAGCGCACACUCAACCCUGCACUGCAGCUUACGGAGCGACAAGAGCACAUCUCGGGCCUCAAAUCCGUAGAUGCAACUGAGCAGACUCCUCUGCAGGCCGGCACGGUCGCUCCUUUGGAGGACUACCGCACCGUUAUGGUGCAGAGAGCCAUUUUUCAGAGCCUCGCAAGUAUGGGCUUACCUGCGUUCACCAUACACAGCGUUGUCCGUUACUCUGGACGAGCGAUGAAGAACAUGAAGAACACGAGAAUCAGAACGUGGGGUCCCAUCGGCCUCGGCCUUGCGGUCGUCCCAGCACUACCCACGCUGUUCGACGAGCCAGUGGAGAAUGCUGUAGAGUGGCUGUUCCACAAGGGCUUUGAGGCGUAUGGUGGGAAGCAGUACGUUGGUGAUGCGCCAACAACUGGGCGCGAGGAUUUGCUGGUAAAGAAGCCAACCAAGGAGAAGGAACUAUAA